AUGCACACUUCUUACAACUCUAAGGAUGGCAAGUCUGUGCGUCUUCGUAGGCAAUGGGCUGCCAACUUAAAUGGAAACUCGGAGAAUCUUAAGCCUUUUAUUGAUCCCCGGAAGGGGUCCGCACUUCAGCUGCCAACGUUGAAUGGAAAUGUGAACUACAACAGCCGCCAGGAGAAUAUUAAGUCUCGAAAUAUUUCCGACGUCCGCACUCCAUAUGGAUUUCCUACCCCUCAAAACGUCAGCGAAACAAAAGUAUACAGGACACGAGAAGAGGUACGCUGGCUCUUUAUUGCAAACUUUGCUGUUUUGCGGGCCUGCCCGGAAAAUUUAAAUGAGCCUAUGCAGCAUAUUAAUUCGCCUUAAGCGGUGAUUUGCAAGGUGCUUCAACACACUUGCGCUACAAUCCCAUUUUGUGCCUUACGUAGCUGCACUCAAAUUACGGUACAUUUAGUUAACCCGCGCAUAGCUUUGUGUAGUGGCCUUGCUAACCUGUUGACUGAUAUUAAGAAUCUACCCAAAAACGUCUAGAAUAGACGUUUAACCUGUAAAUCAAGCUUAUGUAGUUUUUAAUUUUAAGUUAAAUCAGGGCGAGUGAUGAUUAUCCUAGCCUAGAGUCACGGGAACCCUUCAUGGAUUUUCAUGCCCUUUGGGCAUAGAGACUAUCUUCUUUCUGUGCCCCAUUUAGAAAACGGAAAGAUUAUGGAGUUCAAUUUGUUUUACUGCAAAAUCCAAAGGUAAUUAAGGUGCGUCCGUGCAUUCUUCUUUUAGCCCAAGGGCCCAUCCAAGUUCACCAUCCCUAAAAGCGGUUUUGACGCCCGACUCGAGCGUGCCGCAGCCUAUCCGACUAACUUUCCGGUUUACACUUCAACGACGCCUCGUGCAAAUCACCAGAAACAACAAAACCGGUUCCAGUACGACAGUGUCGAUCGCGCUCGACCGAAAAUCCAAAACAGUACUCAGAUGGCAAAGCCUCAGUACCCGAUGCCUCCGAAGGCGAACGAAGUAGCUCCUGCGGUUCCACCAAAAAGUACGGUAAGUGACAUAUCGUCUCCAAAACGGUCGCUUUUGCUGACCUUCGAUAGUUAAUUCACUUUACCUCGGCAGUUUCUUGUCAUGGAGUGUUGAUCACCAAUGUAAACUUCGAUGCUUUCCGUCACGCAGGGCAAAUCUCCCCUAAGUGUUCAAUAAAAUUUAGUUUUUCCUUUCAAGCACUGUGGCACAAGCAAGCUUUCAAAUUAGGAAUCUUUCUCGGUGCAUUUCUAUGUGAGUUAACAGUUUUCAUGCCACUAUUUCUUCCUAUGCGCCAGGUCAAUUCAGCCAGUCGAGCAAAAAAAUAUUCCAACUCAUGUUCUGUCGGGUCUUGAAAAGUAGUCCGGGGAUUGAAUUGCUUAUAGUUACAGGAAGGCCAUUUCCUGAGUGUACUUAUGUACGCCUGGCAAAUCGAUAUUUGUCUAGAACCUGCAAUAUACCACAUCUCGAUCCAUUACAGCAGUACUUGAAUGUGCUCCAAUAGGUCGAUGUCCGCAAUAACACGUAAACCGCUCUGACUGUUUUCUUAAAGCUCAAAAUAUCUGUUGUUCAUAGCUUGCCUAGCGAAAAUUCGUCGCAGUUGAACCGGGACAUUGAUGACGAGAUAGUCCAACCCACGACCUUUGGGAUACAAGGGUCGUGGUUUGUCUCAUAGCAUGUCAAAUGGCACAAUCGGGCUGAAAUAAGAUUCUAUACUAACUGUGAAAGCCACUUUCCAAGGAAGUAGAUUGGUCGUGGAGCGCAAACCAUCCUCAUCGUUCUCCAAAAGCGCAGAUCGAGUCAUUUGAUUAUGCAUUGUAGCAUGCACACGGUUGUUCGCUGUGGGUAUAUAUCCUUUUCUUGCUUGCAGUUGCCAGUUUAAAGAGAUAUUCAUUUUGGGGGCAUAGGAAGGAAUGCUUCCUAUCGGACAAGAUCAGAAAAAGACUUGUCAUACUAUUGAAGUCUGGGACAGUGAUCUUAGUAACGUACCACAUUGUAAAGUCAUUUGGUUUAGGAUUUUCCGUUCAGUGGAAAAGCCAUCUCAUGAAAUGUCGACUUGAUAUUCUAAAAUGUGUUUGCGAUUAGAAGAGAUUACUUCAUCAGCCUUGCCACGUUAAUUAUUGUAUGGCAUAAUACCAAUAUAUUCCGGUCACAUCAGGACUCCAGCUGCCGAAUGAGCUCUUUAUCGGCCGCACGCAUAAACAACGUCUCGUAAAAAAUGACUACCCUAGUGGCAUGAAUUUCCCCAUCGAUUUUUAGUACCCUUAUUGACCUAAGCAUUUUUGCAGCAAACACGCACAAAGCACUCUUUACUUUACUCAUUUGGUAGUAAAUUGCAUCAUUAGAUUCCGUAUUUGAAGAAUGAGUAUCUUUCGAUUAAAAAAAACUUUCUCAGCUCCCGACUAAUUUUGAACUCGACCUGCCAGUACACUUGCAUUCAAGGUUUGCGAACUACGAGCUGUAUGCUUUUUGUGCAACAAAAACCAUAUAUUUCUUUAUGCUACUACGAAGGUAACAUAUACGGCUAACCAAAUUUUAUAAUGGAUGUGGGCCACUUCGUUUACUUUAUAAGCAGCUGGUGUGAUUACAUAUUUAGCGGUCUUCAAGCAAUCUCGGAGUUAAAAAUUCUUUGAAAACCGAGAGACACCCUCCCUUCGAGUUUAACCUUUACAAAAGACGUAAUUUUCUACCAAGUGAUUAAAAGGAAGGAUAUUUCCGUACAUGUUUUCUGUAAAAUAUAUUUAAAUUUAUUGGAGCAUAGGAAUUCGAUGGGUAAGAAUUUUUGCCAUCGAAGUAGUCACUUUUUACAGGAUGUAGUCUAUGCAGGUGGCCGAAGGCUGGCAUCCUAACGUAACUGGAAUAUCUUCGUGUUAUACGACACGAUAAGCAGCACCUCAACCCUACGUAAGUAAUGUUUUCGAAAUAAAGACGCGUUUGAGAAUUUCGUUUAGCAUCUCAUGAGAUAGCAUACCAAGCUAGGCCUCCCGUUACUUCAAAUGAAGAGGUUGGUUUUCUUCUGUUCACUUUUCCUCUAGCGCCUGAAACCUCAGCAGUUCGCGGCUGUCAUAAAACCAAUGUCAAAUGGACGUCAGGAUCGUUCCCAAGCCACACCUUUCUUGGCUCAAUCCCGCCCGUCUUCUCCCCGCUCGCCGUCUCCACCAUGGCAUUCCCUGUUCCAUCGAUCUAUGUACGCCCGUAACUCUUCCCGUGAACUCGAUGCCCCACAAAACGGGCUCUCAUCAGCUGAGCAUCAGCGCCGCUCGCCGCAUCAGCCAGUACACCGGCGCUCAACCGCGGCCCAGUUAAAGGACCGAACUGAACCACUGACAGCCAACAACAACGCCUUACAUCCCCUGCGCAAUGGUGUUAGCAAUGGACACGAAGUUAUGGCUCGCAUCGCUUCGCGCGAUGAUCUUCGCAGAUUUCAAGAUGGUGGGCAGAGGAGCAACUUGCAUACUCAGUCGAGUGGGGUCAUGUGGCUCCCAUCGAGCGACCAGGUUUGUUCCCUAUGUUGUACCUUCAUUUGAACCUCGACCUUCCCUGAAGGUGCCACCCUUAGACAGAUCCACCCUCCCCCGUUGGAGAGCAGAGGAGCGUCAUAAGGAGUAGUGCGCUUCUUCAGAGUAAACCCUAUCUAAAAUGGAAGAACCAGGUUGUCAGGAAAUAAGUCUGCAGUAAUAAUACAUUUUUGUACAUCCAAGUGGGGGAUGGGCGAAACUAUGCGGUCGGGAGGUUGAAUGAUUUUUCUUUUUUUAGUGGAAAUAGUGUUUUUCCUUACUUUUGGAAUUAAUUUUCGUCGAGUCCCUUGUCUUCGCACCUAGCUAUAUCACGAAAGUCUCGGGCAUUUUCCACAAGAGACUGCCGUGCCUUUGCUCCACAUUUCGUUUGUGACUGGGAUAAUGACGAUAAUGACGCGGCCGGAUUACAUACACCAGGGUCUUUACGUCUUCAGUCUGCUCAAAGUCAUUUUAUGCCGGUCCCUAUAUUUGAUCCGGUGUCUUUGAUGCGCACAACAUUACUACUUCUACUCAGAAAAUUAUCGCCAAAGGUAAGACAGCUAAAGCAUCCCUUUCGUGGAAUAUCGGAAACUGCAAACGAGGCAGGAUUCGAUGGUCACACCAAAUUUAAUGUUUUUACGACAGCGGCAUGCGUAGAUAUGUUGGACCGAAAAAAGAAGCAGCUGCAAGACAGUAGACACUGUUGACUCAAAACCAGACACGAACAACUCGAGCACUGAUUUGUCCGAGAGAGCCUACAUGUUGUAGCAAUUCUGACUUGUUUCGAUAAAGAAAAAACCAUGUAAUCUCGGCCAGAUUUGGGCCCGGUAGCUGUGGCUUACAGAGAUAGCCAGCCCGCCUACGCGUAGCACACACUCGCACCUCAUACCCCCAAAAUGCCAUGAAGACCACACUGAAAGGAAGCCAUUGCCGUCUGACUCUGAGUUCUUCAAUCACCCCCAAAUACCCCCAUGGGGAUCCAUUUAAUCCGUCAGCUGGCAACCGUUCAAGCAAAAGGCGCUCUUUUGUCAUGAGAAUGGAUACGUUAAUGUCGGCUUUACUUGAAGCGGUCGACUUUCUGAACUGGAGGUUUUGCAGGCCUUCGUAGAACUUGGUCUUCGAGUCAGUAUGGCUGGUCUUUGAGGGUCAUAAGCGCUGACGUUGGUUGCCACUUUGUUUCUGCGGAGAGAGAAAUUCAUUGACGCCUUGCAGAUAAUUUGCUCAGUCACCUGCUGGAUGCGCAUUAGCUACGUUGUUUCCUUGGGUGAAGCCGUCGCUGUCGGUGACGUCAAACAGUGCGGCAAUUUUUGCGUCGCACUGUUUGCUGUCAGUCGCGCAUGUUCGCAUCCAGUACUCAAAGCCCCACUUUGUCGUCACACCGUGUCAGAACCACCACGUUCUGUUGUUGGUUAAACCACUUUAGUUGCGUCUCGUGUUUGUUUGUGUGCACGCGGUGUGCGUACGUAUGGCUUCGCCGUAUGUCACUUCAUAAAAUUGGUGCUGUUUAACAGCUGAGUAGGGAACCUGCCCAAGUUUUGUGAGCGUCUGCUAUGCCAUGAUCAGCAAACCUUGGCUCUCACAGCCUGGUGUGCGCUGGAAGUUCUCCGUUAUCUGGUUCUCUGGUGGUAGAUGCGCUCCCGCUGGGUAUACAGGUGGCGAGUAUGACUGCCCAGUCAUCCACGUCUUUUCUGCUGUUGUUGGUCAAAAUUCCGGUCAAGUAUUUGUUGUAGACAAGGGGGUGUGGAGUGGGACACCAAGGUGCGGGCUCGGCCCCGCUAUCCACCUGCGCUCUCUCUCUCCUCCGGUCCUCUUGACUCUGUCUCGACACCGCGCUAAGGUGAGGAAGGAAGAGAGAGUGCGGUAGAUGCAGCGCAAGUCUACACACGCGCAAGUCGCCGUGCCAGCCUUACCUUGCUGUGGAGCACACGGUGGAUAUCGUCGGACGCAAAGGUCGAACUACCAGGGAACCAGUCGAUAGCGCCACGCACACUUUUCUCCUAGGAACAUGUACUGCUGCUGGUGAACCCUUCUCCGGGACAGACUGCGUUGGUUGGCCUACCAGCCAGCCAGCCAGGGGGAAGGAGGGAAUUCGAACUCGGGCUAUUUGGUCAUCAAGCCAUAAGCCUAGGCCUUAUCUGCAACGGUCAGGAAUGUUCUGCCACACGAGAACAGCGUUCGCCAUUCAAUCCUGAAUGCAAGACGAAUUAUGGGCUUCGUAUUUUGCCUGCUUGCUGUCAUGUGGUCCGGAGAGAUCAGUGAUCACCAUUUCUCUUCUCACAUCUGCUCCGUCUAUUCAUUCUCGUCCUACUGCUGUUGGAUUCCUCCCCUCAGUCCUCUCCUAUUUAGAUUUCGUCCUCAUUUUCUUAUUUCCUCUCAUAAUUUCUUCUCCAGAAACGGCAACCAACACCUCGUUACUUGUUGGUAAAUUUUCUUCGCUGAUAAUGCGGAUGCUGGUAGUGAUGGUGGUGGUGGUGGUUGUGGUGCUGCUGCUGUCAUUACACUGACCAUUCUUACCUCCCUGCUUCCCAAGUCUGCUGGUCGUUCCAACGUCCUGAGGGUCACCACCACCACCACCACCACCACCACCACCACCACCACCACCACCACCACCACCACCACCACCACCACCACCACCACCACCACCACCACUACCGGCAACCUGAAGUCGCAUCGAAUACCGAGCCUCACGAGGUUGACCAUCUUUUGCCAGCGUCACCAGGACCACUACCAGCACCAGCAGAACCAUCGUACCACAUGGCGACUUGUUGUGAGUCGCGACCGACAGUGCCUGCUUCCCUGGCCAUCGCAUUUUAAGACACCGCUCCGAUUAGUUAAUCAUUUCCCCUCUCACACCAAGUAUAGGGAGGGCGGCUCAACUACACGCCACUCGUCAAUUUUUCAUCCAACGUGUCCAACGCCAACACGGUAGCUCAGGACAGUGACCUGCAAGGCCACGAUAAUGUCGCCGGUGGAACGCUGUAGUGUCCAUUGUUGCGUGUUUUGGCGCCGUAGAUGUUGGGCCUUGCUAGACCUCUCUGUCUAAGAAUUUUUUUCAACAAUGUUCACCGUACCCCUGGCAAACAACUCCCUAUUUGGUGUGUAGUUUGUUGGCUUUCACGGCUCGUAGCAAUUGGAUCGUAUUUCUGAAAAAUUAAGACACAAAAAAUUGUUAACGAAAGAUUGUAGGAGCCUACGCCUGUUUCAGGAUCGGGGCCCCGAUAAAGACGUUUUUGACUUCUAAAACUUUUGCCACACCCAAAUGACUUACAGUGCGUGGCCGACCCCUUGAAAUGUUGGCCGGAAUUCUGAAAUGCGUUUUCAAUUAGGAAGGAUUAAUUAGGUGGGGUUGUAAUAUUGAUUAUUUUGCAGCAUAAUCCCAUAGUACUUUGGACUCGCCAGGAUGUCGGCUUUUGAAUGCACUUAUUUUUGACUUCUUGCAGAAACCACACUCGGCAAAAUUGGCUUCUUAAGUAGCAUGAUUUUUUCACAUUUAUUUUCGAUACUCUCAUAAACUCAAAUAUAUUCUGCAGGAAAACUGCACAAAAUAUGCUUUUUUUACUCAUUUGUCGGAAAAUCACAUUGUCUUUACACUUUAUGUCCGAAGAAAGCGUAUAUUUGGGUUUUGCGAAAGUUUCCCAAUUCCCCAAUAAUUUUGAGCCAGAUCAGUCGUUGCAUCAGCGUUUACCGAUUUCAUUCUACAAGGUGCAUGCUUUCGACGUAGGGAAAAUCAUAUGUUCCUCUAUGCCUUUAAGAAGAUUCCGUAUAAAGUUCAUAAAAGUCUACAAUGGAUGCGGACUAUGUCGUACAUUUCUUGAGGCGAAUUGGUAGACGGACAUGUGCGAUGCUGUAUGUAUGGACAUCGCACGGUCUUAAAAAUCUCAUAAUCGAAAAGUUUUUUAAAACCGAAAGGUAAGCAUUCUUGAGGUAUAAAAUAUGAAGACAAUGUGAUUUGCUACCAAAUGAGUAAAAGAAAGCAUAUUUUUUCAUUGAGAUUUUGGCAGAUUUUGAACAAUUCAUAUUGACCCAACUGUGAAAAACUCGGCGCCUCGGUGGGAUUCGAACCCACGCAGUAAAGGGGAAGGCUUUAGUACAGCCAACGCUCUAACCACCUGAGCUACGAGGCCCCGCCGGACGACGCGAGUUUUAUCACACUUGGGUCAAGUUACCCGCCCAACCUACUGCAACGUCUGGAAUCCACCAAAUCUGAUACAGUAAGUUGACUGCCCAAGCAGGAUUUCCUAAGUAAUUCACCUAGAAUCCACCAGAUGACUACUAGGCUCACGUAAUUCAUUGAGAUUUUGGCAGAUUUUGAAUAAUUCAUAUUGACCCAACUAUGAAUUAUUCAAAAUCUACCAAAACAUCUAUGAAUUACGUGCGACUGGUAGUCCUUUGGUGGAUUCUAGGUGAAUUACUUAGGAAAUCCUGCUUGGGCAGUCAACUUACUGUAUCAGAUUUGGUGGAUUCCAGACGUUGCAGUAGGUUGGGCGGGUAACUUGACCCAAGUGUGAUGAAACUCGCGUCGUCCGGCGGGGCCUCGUAGCUCAGGUGGUUAGAGCGUUGGCUGUACUAAAGCCUUCCCCUUUACUGCGUGGGUUCGAAUCCCACCGAGGCGCCGAGUUUUUCACAGUUGGGUCAAUAUGAAAGCAUAUUUUGCACUGUUUUCCAGUAGAAUAUAUUUGAAUUUAUGAGGCCAUCGAAAACCAAUGUGAAAAAUUCAUGCUACUUAAGGAGUGAGUUUUUUCCGAGUGUGGCUUCUGCAAGGAGUCAAAAAGAAGUACAUUUUAAAGCCGACAUCCUGACGAGUCCGAAAUACUGUCAAAUUAUGCCGCAGGAUAAUCAGUAUUACAACCCCACCUAAUUACUCCUUCCUACUCGAUCACGCAUUUCAGAAUUUCGGCCAACAUUUCAUGAGAUCGGUCAUUCACUAUAUUUAUCUUGACUAAGCUCUAGGGACUUAAUAAAGGCGACUGCAAAACACCGGAGGUCAUCCUCAUAACCGUACUUGGUAUAGCUCUUAUCAUGUCUGAUCUAGCCAGCCUCGAUGAUGUCGCGUAUUGCUCCUCCCCACCCGUUGUGACCUGCGGCAGCGGAUCUGAAAAGCUCGACUCAUUCUAUCCUCCGGCGACGAAGACCGAAUACAAAAGUCCCAACAACCACUUCCACAUCUUGGUGAACUAG
Molecule: messenger RNA, 8684 nt
Organism: Spirometra erinaceieuropaei
Lineage: Eukaryota; Metazoa; Platyhelminthes; Cestoda; Diphyllobothriidea; Diphyllobothriidae
Source: the annotation of a GenBank genome assembly